UUCUCACAUCGGCUGUGGAUCUGAGCGGCUCCUUGGAGUUGGUCUUCUGAUAACUGCUCUUUUAGCACAUCCUUACAUCAUGCCACUUCCGGAUACUUUGUACUGUGCCCAGCAAAUCAAAAUCCCUCCCCAGCUGCCAGACAUCCUCAAAAGCUUCACAAAGGCAGCCAUCCGAACACAGCCGAACGAUCUGCUGCAAUGGUCUGCAGCAUACUUCCAUGCACUGGCCAAAGGAGAGUGUCUACCAGUAAAGGAGAGGCUGGAGAGGAAUGUUGGCACUGGGUUGACUCCAGGUCUACUGAAAAUCCUCCAUAAGCAGAUGUCUUCAAGGCCAAUGUGCAGCAGAGAGGAGCUGCAGAUGAAGUGGAAGGACCUCGGUCUUCCCAUGGAACAGCUGAAGACCCUGCUGUCAUUGGGCUGCUUUUCUUCAGAAUUCUCCUGGAUUGAGUUUUUUGCCCUGGGCUGUACUGCCCUGGGAGAGACUCUUGAAAGCUCUCUGAAGUACGCUUGUGAGAUCCUGACAAAUGAUGAGGAGGGUGGCCCUGCCAGGAUCCCGUUUGAAACCUUCGUCCAGAUCUACACCUUCCUGGCUCGACUAGAGGGAGACUUAUCACCACAACAAAUUGACAACUUCCUCAAAAGUCUGGAACCACAAGUGGCGAUCCAGGAUGGGAUGAUAAAACCUGUGAACUUUAUCAACAUGAAUGACAUGGAUUCAACUCCAUCUAGUUCCACUUUUCUUUCCUCAACAACCUUGGAAGCUGAAUAGGAGUAAACACCUAGAUUUUGUUUGCACUGAUAACAAAAGCUCAAUACUAGGAGUUCUAUUUAUGUUUACCUGAGAGAGUCUGCCUAUCAUAAAUUAAAUACGGGAGCCUAAACACUUCUGAAAAAAUAGGAUUAUGGAAGAGACUCAAAUCUUGUAUUUAAAACGUAUUACUUUCUUUUUAUAGCUUAGCAUGCGACUACUUUCCAAAUCUUAGUUUAGUUUAUUCAAUAAUGAUGCUUUAAGUGUAGUUUUUCCAUAGUCUGAUCGCAGAAGUCGUCCAGUUGGCUAAGCGCUCAAGAGUGUCUUCCUAUCAAGUAACAUAUAUAGAUGUUGCAGCUCAAUGGAUUGCAGUGCUUAUGUAUACUGUGACUUCCAUGUUAGAUGAUCGUUCAAACACCAAAAUAACAUUUAUUUAAAAGCUAGCUGGAGUCUUGGUAGCGAAAAAAGGCUCUAAUUACAGUAUAAAUAUGAGGCAGUGUUUAUGUUGUGGACAGUGUCUUGCAAAUAAAUUCCCCUUGAACUUGCUCAUAUUCCAGCUUAUCUAACAGCUAGAAAUGAUUUUGCUCUAUGUUUUUUUUGCUUUAAAUGUCUAUAGUGUUCCUUCUGUUUGUGUAAAUAACAGUUUUCAAAUUUUUGGAUCUCUGUGGGUCUUUUAGGUGUGGCACAGUCCUCUUAGCUGCUUCUCUGAAUAAUGCUCUCUUUACCCACUUGGGUUUGAUCAUUUUUCUCUUUCAAUGUUGGAUGAUAGUUUGAUUAGUGCAACAUGAGAUGUCUUAAGCUCAAUUUAAAAUGAUUACUCUUUGCCCUCUACCUUUUUGACAUUCUUUGGUCUAUAUUAUUGUUUGUACACUAGUUUAUUUGCAUAAAUCUAUGAGGCCUUUGCAGAAUAAAUGUAAGUCUUGAUUUCAAAUGUAAGGUCAGAAGGUUAAAUAUGAGAGAUGAUAGAAUCUGCUGAUGAGGAAACUGCUCUUUUUUUACUUGAUCAUUGAAAACAGUUCAAACAAAACAUAAACUUAUUUUUCUACUGACCAUUUAAUGUAGAUGAUUCCUUUGCCUGCUUCUCCAAAUGAGAUCCUUCCCAAAAACUAGAAAUCUGCGUGGCUGUAAGAGCAACUCAUUCAACCCACUUUAAACAAACUAAAUACAUCCUCAAGUGCAGUUGGGAGAGGAGGAAGAAAAGAAAACACCACAGAUGUCCCUGACAGCGGCUUGUCAACCAA
Messenger RNA from Cyprinodon variegatus (sheepshead minnow), 1989 nucleotides. It is a transcript of the gene ropn1l, whose product is annotated as rhophilin associated tail protein 1-like. Bases 80 to 769 code for a protein of 229 amino acids. NCBI's taxonomy places the organism in Eukaryota, Metazoa, Chordata, Actinopteri, Cyprinodontiformes, Cyprinodontidae. The record is from RefSeq and is a predicted model, not a curated record. The transcript is spliced from 6 exons.